GCGGGGCGAGAGCCGCUGGUCAGGUGGCUCCGGCUGCCUGCCUGGCUGACGUGGACGCCAAGAGGAACCCGCCCUAUAUGAGGCGCGGGCGGGCGCGCCGAGUGCGGCGGAGCGAGGAGCCAAGCGCCUGCGAGGGUGGAGGAGGUCGGACGGGGCGGGCGGCGACGAGCCGGCUGCUCUGCUGCGCGUCCCCUCGACGUUUCCCCUCCUCCUCCUCUCCGCUUGCUCCCUCUUGGCACGCCCCGAAGAGGAAAACCCGCCCGCGAGAGAGAGCGUCCUGAGGGCGAUGGCUGCCGAAAUGGACCCCAACAGCGAGCAAGGUCUGCUGAAAAAUGAAGUAAUUCCUGAAGUUGGAGAAGAUGCUGCUGCUUCAGUUAAUGUUGCAGAGGCUUUGUCAGAAGAAGAACAGGAAGAACUUAGAAGAGAGCUUGCUAAGGUGGAAGAAGAAAUCCAGACUUUGUCACAGGUACUAGCUGCUAAAGAGAAGCAUCUAGCAGAAAUAAAGAGAAAACUGGGGAUCAGUUCACUGCAGGAGCUGAGGCAGAACCUUUCCAAAGGGUGGCAAGAUGUCACAGCAACAAAUGCGUAUAAGAAGACAUCAGAAACACUGUCUCAAGCUGGGCAGAAAGCUUCUGCUGCAUUCUCAACAGUUGGCUCUGCAAUAACAAAGAAGUUGGAAGAUGUGAAAGUGCACGCAUUUACACAUUCCUUUAGUAUACGUUGUCUACAACAUUCAAUUAGCAUGCCUGCUAUGAGAAAUUCCCCAACAUUCAAGUCCUUUGAAGAAAAAGUGGAAAACUUAAAGUAUAAGGUUGGGGGAACCAAGCCUGCUGGGGGUGACUUUGGAGAGGUCUUGAACUCUGCUGCCAAUGCCAGUGCCACAGAAGCUACUACAAAGCAGACAGAAGAGGAGACUCAAUGAUUGUCCUGCCUUCCUUGUGCUAUCCACUGCCAGAUGCUGCAAGCAAAUGCUGAAGCACAACACCUCUGCUGUAGACUCUUCCAGGAUGUCCUUCUGUUUAGCACUUAGCUUUAUAGCUGUUCAAUGUAAAUCGUUUCUAUAGGUUCAGAGUAUUUUUGAAACCGUAAAAUACACUCUUGCCUAUGUUAUCUGUGGGAUGGGGAAUUUUUAUGCAUUUUGAGUAUUUAAAAAGAUUUAUUUCUGGUCCAAAGAAAUCAUUAAGGUUUUACAAAAGGUUUAGAAAUGGGAGAUUCAACACUGUAUAUGAUGGAUGCUGGGACGAAUAGCAGUUGCUUCAUGCCAUGUCUCUUCAUACUUAAUUCACUGCCAAAACCUUUGAAAACUUCAUUGUUGUUUUAAGUGUGUACCUUUAAUUGGUUCUGUUGCGAGAGGUUCCACAGGCAGAAUAAGUUUGCUUUGAUAUUGCAAUGUUAAGUUAUCAGUGUAUGUGUUGUGGUCUUGGUAAGUGGACACUGAAAGUAGGGUGAUUCCAACAAACAUUCACUAUUUUUAUGGUUUCCCUAAAAAAAUAAAAAUCCUGAUAGUAAACUUCUCUGAACUGUUCCAGCUAGCAGAGAUGAUGUUUUCUCCUGGGUAUUAGAAGUUGACUUCCAAAAUGUAAAAUGAGGCAGGCUGUUAACAUUAAUUAUAUAGGCUGAAAGCCUGCUGCAAAGGGAGUGGUUUAGAGGCACCAUACUUAUAAAAAUAAAAUGGUUGCUCCCUUCCGCUUGCUAGCUGAUGAAGAGGAAUAUUCGACUAAAAGUCCAUGUUAUUUCUGCUGCUUAUAACACUCCCCCCCUCUCAGUCAAUCAAUAAAAUAAGUGUAUGGUACCAACAUGCAGAGUCGGCUAUGCAUUGAAUUGGCUCUGAAUUGGCUGCAGUGGAAGAUUGGAAUAAGAUAAAGUGGGCAAUCUCACAGCCUGGAAAUACAAAAAUGAGCACGGUCAACUCUUUCUAUGCUUAAAAAUGUUCUCUUAACUAAAACCUGUUGCUGAUCUUGUAAAAAGACUUGGCCUCCUAGAAGCUAAAUGCACUCCCACCUUGUAUGUAUACUAUGUGCCUGCAUUAGACAGAUUUCUGGCACACUGUAAGGUUAUAUUUAGGAGAAGUGUUUUGCCACAUUAAUCACAAAGCUUGAAAUGAACUAGAACACAUUCUUAAAAGGUGCAUUGCAACUUAGGCUUCAUCUUUAUAGCUGCACCAGAGCUGCCACAAAUAAUGCCUAUUAAGCAAUUUUGCUGUAUUUGACAGCGUUCUGUAGCAUUUCAGAUUUAGCCUCAAUACUUGAUUACUUGUUAAAAUAAAAGCAUUGUCUUCUCAAAUGUGAGAUGCUACUUUGA
Messenger RNA from Podarcis muralis (Common wall lizard), 2301 nucleotides. RefSeq names its product tumor protein D52 (gene TPD52). Gene Ontology annotation, biological process: B cell differentiation. NCBI's taxonomy places the organism in Eukaryota, Metazoa, Chordata, Lepidosauria, Squamata, Lacertidae. The record is from RefSeq and is a predicted model, not a curated record. Gene Ontology annotation, cellular component: cytoplasm.